AUGCAGCACCGAGGGCCCAGCGGCGUGAACCAGCUCGGGGGGCUCUUCGUGAACGGCCGCCCGCUCCCCGCCUGCAAGAGGAAGCGGAUCAUUGAGCUGGCGUCGUGCGGUGUCCGAACCUCGGACAUCUCCCGGAGCCUCAAGGUGUCCAACGGCUGCGUCAGCAAGAUCCUGGGCCGCUACUACCGCACGGGAGCAGUGGAGCCCAAGGCCAUGGGGGGCAGCAAGCCCCGCAUGGCCACCCCCGCGGUGGUGGCCAGGAUCGCCCAGCUGAAGCUGGAGCAGCCGACCCUCUUCGCCUGGGAGAUCCGGAGGAAGCUGCACGCCGAGGGCAUCUGUGCCAGCAACAGGACCCCCAGCGUCUCCUCCAUCAACCGGGUGCUGAGGAAUCUGCAGAGCAACCUGCAGCUCGCGGCUGACCGGGGCUGCCGCUCACCUGCCAGACCCGGUGCCGACGUUUCCCCGGGGAGCCAGCACCCUGCGAGGGGCCCCGAGUGCGGCCGGCAGCUCCCGCCGGGCGCGCGGCACAGGAACAGGACCGUCUUCUCGAGCCAGCAGGCGGAAGCGCUGGAGAAAGAGUUUCGGAGAGGGCAGUACCCGGACACCGUCACCCGGGAGAGGCUGGCCGCCGCCACCCAGCUGCCGGAUGCUACCAUCAGGGUCUGGUUUUCCAACAGGAGAGCGAAGUGGCGCCGGGAGGCCAAGCAGAGGCUGGAGGCUGGAGGCUCCUGGUGCGAGUGGCUGCUGCCGCCCUUGGCCGCCGUCCCCCCCGCCUUCACCGCCGUCCACCCGCCCCCCGCGACGGCCUGCGGCUCCGCGCAGAGCCCCGGCUCGCUGCUGCAGGAGUGUGCCGGCGCCGUGCCUGUGCAGACCGUCCCGUCGCCAGGUUGGCAGGCCUCAGACACGGGCCAGCACAUGGGAAUGAGCCUGUGCCCCUUCCCGGCUGGGUGA
Molecule: messenger RNA, 951 nt
Organism: Rhea pennata
Lineage: Eukaryota; Metazoa; Chordata; Aves; Rheiformes; Rheidae
Gene: PAX4
Product: paired box 4
Exons: 9
Coding region: 1-951 (316 amino acids)
Biological process (GO): regulation of transcription by RNA polymerase II; anatomical structure development
Molecular function (GO): DNA-binding transcription factor activity, RNA polymerase II-specific; RNA polymerase II cis-regulatory region sequence-specific DNA binding
Source: RefSeq, a predicted model, not a curated record